Orycteropus afer afer is the source of this 423-nucleotide messenger RNA. Its product is annotated as histone H3.1. NCBI's taxonomy places the organism in Eukaryota, Metazoa, Chordata, Mammalia, Tubulidentata, Orycteropodidae. Gene Ontology annotation, cellular component: nucleosome. The record is from RefSeq and is a predicted model, not a curated record. Gene Ontology annotation, molecular function: protein heterodimerization activity; structural constituent of chromatin; DNA binding.
UAAUUUGUUAUGGCUCGCACUAAGCAAACUGCUCGUAAGUCUACCGGUGGCAAAGCGCCGCGCAAGCAGCUGGCCACUAAGGCUGCCCGCAAGAGCGCGCCAGCCACGGGCGGUGUGAAGAAGCCACAUCGCUACCGGCCUGGCACUGUAGCGCUGCGCGAGAUCCGGCGCUACCAGAAGUCCACCGAGCUGCUGAUCCGCAAGCUGCCGUUCCAGCGGCUGGUGCGGGAGAUCGCCCAGGACUUUAAGACAGAUUUACGCUUCCAGAGUUCAGCUGUGAUGGCGCUGCAGGAGGCAUGCGAGGCCUACCUGGUAGGACUCUUUGAGGACACCAAUUUGUGCGCCAUCCACGCCAAGCGCGUCACUAUCAUGCCCAAGGACAUUCAGCUGGCCCGCCGCAUCCGCGGGGAGCGAGCGUAAUUA